UUCUUUCUCCUCCCUUCACACAGACCAGUCACCCAUUUGUCCAUCUCUACUCUACACUCACGCAUCCCGAUUAUCGCAUCGCCGCCUCCGUCAUAAUGACCAACGAUUCCCCGGAGGAGGAGAGCCGAGGAAGGAGGGUGACUCGGCCGAGCCGAGCAGACGACAAUGUCACCAUCCUGACAUCAUCCAUGGAUGUUUACAGAAGCCGGAGCCGAGCCAGCAGCAGCAACGACGCUGUCGCCAGCUUCACAUCCUCCGCGGACCUGAGCACCUCCUCCCUGGAACUGAGCAUCCAGACGCGAAUCUUUAAGAUAAUCGUUAUUGGGGACUCCAACGUAGGGAAGACGUGCCUCACCUUUCGCUUCACUGGCGGAAGCUUUCCUGACCAGACUGAGGCCACAAUCGGCGUGGACUUCAGGGAGAAGGCAGUGGAAAUUGAAGGAGAGACGAUCAAGGUGCAGGUAUGGGACACAGCUGGCCAGGAGCGAUUUCGGAAAUCCAUGGUGGAACACUACUACCGUAAUGUCCAUGCAGUCGUGUUUGUUUAUGAUGUCACAAAAAUGGCUUCCUUCCGCAACCUGCAAACAUGGAUAGAGGAGUGUAACGGUCAUCGAGUUUCAGCAUCAGUACCUCGAGUCCUAGUGGGGAACAAGUGUGACUUAGUGGACCAAGUACAGGUGCCAUCCAACAUGGCGUUGAAGUUUGCCGACUCCCACAACAUGCUGCUGUUUGAGACAUCUGCAAAGGACCCAAGAGAGAGUCAGAAUGUGGACUCAAUUUUCAUGUCACUGGCCUGUCGACUGAAAGCCCAAAAAUCUCUCCUCUACAGAGAUGUGGAACGAGAGGACGGGAGAGUACGACUCACACAGGAGACUGAGACAAAGAGCAAUUGUCUUUGUUGAGGACAAGAGCAACUGGUAGAAGUAAUGGAAUGGAAUGGAACAUCUAAACAACGGUGCAUGUCGAGGCGAGUGAGGAGAGUGAUGACGGGCGUGUAGUCUUCAUGUGUUUUUAGUGGUUCAGGAGCAAGAUGAUGCUUAUGGCUUAGACUGAAAGCAACAUAUCUGAUGGAAGAGGAGGAAAGGCUCUGGGCUUUAGCACACGAUUAGAGGGAAAAUGUGCUCAUGACGGAUCGAAGGAAAGACGAACAGUUAUUAUGAGUUCUGAAAUCAGUCUGCUUUGUUUUACUGUAUGAGUAAUUGUAAGGUUACGGAACUUCCUCAACCAGUGGCCCUCUCUGCUCGAGAUGGUGCCUAGUUGUGAAGUUAGUCGAGGGGUUUAAAAAAAAAAAAUGCUAGAGAAAGGAAUUGCAGAAUGUAAAAAUAAAUAAAUAAUAAUGAUUUGAUGUCUGCUGAGAAGGCAUAAGCGCACUUCACUGAAGAGACAUGAAAAAAGUUAGUAAGGAAUUGGAAAUAGCUUUUCGGACUGCUUUUAUUCCACACAAGGCAGUAAUAUAUAGAAAAAUAUAAUAUAAAAUAUAUAACAUAUGUAUACAGUAUUGUAAUGCAGUCUUUUAAUCAAAUAUAAUUAUGUGUGAAAUCAUAAAAUUGUACAAGAGGAAUAAUGAAAAACAUUUGUACAAGUAAAGGCCUCCUCCAAAUCACAACCUUACCCUUAAUCAACUUCUGCUCUGAAAUUGAGUAAUUAAACUGCUGGUCACCCACUAUAAGAGCAAGUAUGGACUAGUCCAGAUCACUUGAUAAAAGGCUCUUUACUGGCUCUUUACAUAUCCUUAUCAAAUUAGUGUUCUCUAAAUUGUUUUGACCUAAAAAUCAGAGUUUGCCCUUUUCUUCAUACUACCUUUGCCUUAACAAUGCAUCUUGGAGUUUGAUGAACCAGUCAACAGACAGACACUUGCGGAGCUAGAGGGUGAACUGAGGGGACAGCCCCCCCCCCCUCCACCUCGGAUGGAACUGCCGCCCCCCAUUUUUUCCAAUUUUUCCAGAAAUUUCCACCUGGGUACAAUAGUCAUUUUUUACCAGCAUUUUUUGAUGAAUAUUUUGGGGUUUGAAAAAAAAACGUUAGUACCCCUGAGAUACCCUUGACCCUUCCGUGACCCACCCCCUCCCCUCGAGGAGAAAAUUCCUAGCUCCGCCAGUAAUGACAGAAGCUACAGGGUGAAUUUAAUUCUGGUCUUUUAAAAAUAUGACUUGUGUAGAAUCACUGUGAACUCAUUAUUAAAAGGGAAACAUCACACAUUAUUGACAGUUAAUGUGUGUAACACUAGAAAAAAAACAUUAGUAGAAUUGUCACCGCAUAACCAUGAGGGAAAUGUGUUCUGUAUUCUGUUAAGGAUGAUGUACGGUAUAUAUACUGUUUAAUAAAUAUCCUUCUAGUGCUCUUCCUAA
Messenger RNA from Syngnathus typhle (broad-nosed pipefish), 2348 nucleotides. It is a transcript of the gene rab33a, whose product is annotated as RAB33A, member RAS oncogene family. Gene Ontology annotation, cellular component: Golgi apparatus; endosome. The transcript is spliced from 4 exons. The record is from RefSeq and is a predicted model, not a curated record. Bases 96 to 902 code for a protein of 268 amino acids. Lineage: Eukaryota; Metazoa; Chordata; Actinopteri; Syngnathiformes; Syngnathidae. Gene Ontology annotation, molecular function: GTP binding; GTPase activity. Gene Ontology annotation, biological process: Rab protein signal transduction.